AUGGAAUUUGAAUUCAAAAGUGACGGCACUCUGCGCUAUGCCAAUAACUCGAACUAUAAGAACGACGUAAUGAUCCGAAAAGAAGUGAAGGUGUCCCAAGCUGUGAUGGACGAGGUGCGUAGAAUUGUGGAGAAAAGUGAGAUCAUUCAGGAGGAUGAUGCAAACUGGCCAGAGCCUACAACGGAAGGCCGUCAGGAAUUAGAGAUUAUCUUAGACAAUAAGCACAUUUUCUUUUUAUGUUCGACGAUUAGUACAAUGGUAGCUAUUCAAAACAGUAAAGAUCCCGAGGGCUUGCGUGCAUUUUAUUAUCUGGUUCAGGAUCUGAAAUGCCUCGUUAUCUCGAUCAUUUCUCUACACUUCAAGAUUAAGCCUAUUCCUUAA
Messenger RNA from Blastocystis hominis, 381 nucleotides. RefSeq lists its product as hypothetical. Gene Ontology annotation, cellular component: nucleus; exon-exon junction complex. Gene Ontology annotation, biological process: RNA splicing. The transcript has 3 exons. The record is from RefSeq and is a predicted model, not a curated record. Lineage: Eukaryota; Bigyra; Opalinata; Blastocystidae. Bases 1 to 381 code for a protein of 126 amino acids.